AUGGAAAUAAGCGGAUUAGAAUGUGGGUUAUGCCAUGAGGAGUAUGGAAAUAGUGGAAGGCGAAUUCCUCGGAUGCUUCAUGGCUGCGGACAUACCAUUUGUGAGCAGUGCUGUUUUGCCCUUUGUGGACAAGCAAUUUCAACUCAGUUGAUUUGUCCAUUCGAUCGAAUCGCUUCUAAUCUUCCAGAUUUAAAUCCAGAAUCAUUGAAAAAAAAUUUUGCUUUGCUAGAGGUUAUCGAACGUAUUCGAAAAGAACAAAGCAGAAAAUCACCACCGACAUUUCCUCUAAAUGCGGAUUCGCAAAUGAAAGAUUUACUUCUUGGUAUACCAUGUGAUGAAGAUUCUACUCAUACUGCGUUAUAUUUUUGUCUUGUAUGUGAAAGUCAUUUAUGUGCCGAAUGUUCGACUGGUACACAUAAAAGUCGUGUUCUUUCCAAACAUAAUCGCGUACCAGUUAGUGAAAAGCCAGUUUCAAGGCCAAUGUGUCCAUUUCAUUCAGCUUAUGCUUUGGAAUUUGUUUGUCAGGAAGUAGAAUGUUUAUCGGAGAGCCGCUUAAUGUGUUUACUUUGUCGAGAUUAUGGUCGGCAUCAACGCCAUAGACAUUCUUUACUAGAUGUUGAAGCGUUCGAACUUCGCAAACGUGUCAAAGAAGCUCUAAGUGAUUUUCGAAAAUUCAUGUCUGAUUUGAAUAGUUGGAACAGCCGAGUUACUCAAUCUGUUACCGAAAUACUUGACCCUAACGAAGGUUCGCAUGCUGCUGCGAAGCGACAAGUGGAAGGACAUUUUCGUCGCUUACGUAGCGAGCUUGAUACUCAAGAACAAGUCGCAUUAGCUCGUCUUGAUGCUCAUGUUGCUGAUCGCGUUGAUAUUUUACGAGCCCACCAACAAGAGCUUGCUAUCAUCACUUCACAAGUUUCUUCAAUAUCAGCUCAGUUACAAAAAAGUGCGGACAUGGAUGAUGCUCGUCUCAUCGAGCAGCAGGCCGAUUUAAUUCGGAUGCUUGAUGCUGUUCGUUCUCAUCAACAUAAUAUGGCUUCAGCUCCUAUUGGAAUUUCACUUGAUACACGAAUACCAUUCUCUUUUACUGCUGAUAAUAAAAUUCAUAUGGGUUCAAAUGUUGAUAUUCGACUAGUGAUUUUGGGUCUUGAUGGUGCUGGCAAAACAACAAUUCUUUUCAAACUUAAGAAUGAUGAUUAUCGCCAGGCCACCCCAACUAUUGGAUUUAACGUUGAAACUUUGCAAUACAAAAAUUUCAAACUAACGAUUUGGGAUGUUGGAGGUUUACCUAAGUUAAGGCCUCUCUGGAAGCAUUAUUAUCUUAAUACUCAAGCAUUGGUUUUUGUCAUCGAUAGUUCUUGUCCAAGUCGCUUUCUUGAAGCGCAGUCUGAAUUGGUGCGAAUUUUAGCUGAACGUGAUCUUGUCGAUGCUUCGUUUUUAAUUAUAUUAAACAGGCGGCGUAUACCUGGUAAUGAAUCGUGCGAGAUCGAUUCAGCUGCAAUUGAUCAAUUGGUAAUGAAUAUAAAUCGAUUUAGUAAUGGACGAUCGGUAUUAAUCCAUCAGUGUAACGCUUUAACGGGAAUUGGUUUAUGGGAGGCGCUCGAUUCGUUAACUUCAAAUCUCUUAUUAACUAGAAAUCAAAAUGAAUUGCUGGAAACAAAUGUGCAGGAUUCAAUUAGAGAAACAUAA
Messenger RNA from Dracunculus medinensis (Guinea worm), 1686 nucleotides. The record is from the annotation of a GenBank genome assembly. Lineage: Eukaryota; Metazoa; Nematoda; Chromadorea; Rhabditida; Dracunculidae.